Molecule: messenger RNA, 2395 nt
Organism: Paraphaeosphaeria sporulosa
Lineage: Eukaryota; Fungi; Ascomycota; Dothideomycetes; Pleosporales; Didymosphaeriaceae
Product: Sec1-like protein
Exons: 5
Coding region: 176-2230 (684 amino acids)
Biological process (GO): endoplasmic reticulum to Golgi vesicle-mediated transport; intracellular protein transport
Cellular component (GO): cytosol; Golgi membrane
Molecular function (GO): syntaxin binding
Source: RefSeq, a predicted model, not a curated record
UGUGAAUUUCGCAGAGCGUCAGGCAGCGCAAUUCCGCCGUCGCUGUAGCUUUCUGCGCCUUUCCCGCUGCUGCACUGCAUUUGUGCCCUCUUUGCGACUCCGCCGACCCGCGCAUGAGGUCAUCGCACGACGGGCGGGCGCCACACAUCACUCCUCUACCAGCACGACCAUCACCAUGGCUUCUCUCCGCGAUCGCCAGAUCGCGUCCAUCCAGCGUAUCCUCAAUCUGAACGCCCCGAAGCAGCCCUCUGAUGACGACGCCAACCAUGCUCUGCCCGCCGCCAACACCCCAAUUCUCUCCGAAACAGGCGAGCCGAUAUGGAAAGUCCUGGUGUUCGACGACUUCUCGCGGGAUGUCGUCUCCUCGGUCCUGCGCGUCAACGACCUGCGGGCCUGGGGCGUGACGAUAUACCUGUCUAUCAACACCACAAGACACAUGAUUCCCGAUGUGCCUGUCAUCUACCUCGUAGAACCCACCGCCGCGAAUCUCCAAGUCAUCACGAGCGACCUUUCGCGCAGCCUAUACUCUCCCGCCUACAUAAACUUUCUAUCCUCGGUGCCGAGACCCCUCCUCGAGGACUUCGCCCAGCAGACAGUGGCCUCUAGCACUGCAGAGCACAUUGCCCAAAUAUACGACCAGUACCUGAACUUCAUCGUUUCCGAACCUGAUCUGUUUUCCCUGGGCAUGAAGGGUGCAUACGGCACCUUGAACAGCGCGAACGUCUCCGACCAGGAACUAGACGCGCUCGUGGACCGCAUUGUGUCUGGGCUUUUCUCCGUCGUUGUGACCAUGGGCACCAUCCCCAUCAUUCGCUCCAGCAAGGGUGGUCCGGCUGAGCUUGUUGCGGCGAAGCUAGACAGGAAGCUGCGAGACCACAUCCUAAACUCGAAGACAAAUCUCUUCUCUGGCGACCAAAAGUCAUCCGCCACAAGUUCCAGACCCGUGCUCGUUCUCGUGGAUCGAAACGUCGACUUGACAGCCAUGCUCAGUCAUAGCUGGGUUUACCAGUCUCUAAUCUAUGAUGUUCUAUCGAUGCAUCUCAACAAAAUCACCAUGAACGUGCCAGUCGAUAGCGACCAUCCUGAGAGGGGGACCAAAAAACAAUCCUACGACCUCACCGCUUCAGAUAAUUUCUGGCUCCGCAAUUCUUCCCUUCCAUUCCCAGAAGUAGCCGAAAACGUGUCAACAGAAUGGAACAAAUACCAAGAGGACGCCAAUGAAAUUACGAAAAAGACAGGCACUUCAUCAAUAGAUGACCUCUCGGGUGAUACGAAUUCAUUUGCAGCACAUUUAAAAGGUGCCAUGGCAGCUCUGCCUGAGUUGAAGGAGCGGAAAGCGACCAUCACAAUGCAUAUGGAGAUUCUCGAAGCGCUCAUGAGAGGAAUCAAGGAUCGCAAGCUCGAUGAGUACUUCCAGCUGGAAGAAGAACUCUCCAAGCAGACUAAAGCCCAGGUGCUAGAUCUGAUCAAAGCAUCCGACAAAGGCAACGAACCGCUCGAUAAGCUAAGGUUAUUCCUCCAAUGGUAUCUUACAACUGAGACAGAACUCACCAGAACAGACCUAGACAGCUUCACACAAGCCUUAGAAGUCGCAGGUGCCGACACAACGUCCAUUAAAUACGUCAGAACCGUUCGACAACUUACCCGCAUGACCAUGAUUUCCUCUGCCCCAACACAACCAGCACAAAACACUGCUUCUCAACUGUUCGGUGGUUUCAGUGGUCUCUCAUCUCGUGUUACGGACAAGUUCAAGGAAGCUGGUUUGGGCGCCAACAUUGGCGGUCUUCUCGAAGGUGUCAAGAACUUCUUGCCCGCGAACAAGGAUCUCACUUUGACCAAGAUCACGGAAUCACUCAUGGACCCUGCAAAUGCAUCGUCGAGUGCAAUCCAGAAGACAGAGAACUACCUCUACUUCGACCCACGGUCUGCGAACGCUCGAGGUACACUACCUCCUGCAAGCCAAGCCCGCAACCAGCAAGGCACGCGGAUCGGCAUCGAAGCUACGUUCGGACAGCGCCGGCAAGCCUUCUCUGAGGCCAUUGUUUUCUCCGUCGGCGGCGGCAGCAUGGACGAAUACGGCAACCUGCAGGAGUGGGCAAAGCGGACGAGCGCAGGCGGCGCAGCAGGCACAGGCCAGAAGAGGAGAGUAAUAUACGGGUCCACAGCGAUACUCUCCGCGACCGAGUUUGUCACCACAGACCUCGCGAUGUUAGGCAAGGAGACCUCAUAAGCCCGGUCGGUGCCGAGCGUCUCCGCCACAAUAUAAGAUACAAUGCAUAUGCAAAAUGCAACAAUAUAGACCCUCACCCCAGUUGACGUACUCCCGUAUUCCAUCCAACGUAUAUUCGCCUGUAUUGUAGUAGCGCCAUCCCUGGGUUUCACCGCCCUGCCCGCU